AUGAAUCCGUGGAGACUCGAUACCUUCAAAAAUCUCUACAAUGACAUUAUCCGUGCAAGAGAACUACCUUCUGCUGCCUCUAUAAGAGAUUUAAGCCACAAGCUACAAACUGAAAAACAUUCAUUUCUAAUUCUUUUGGAUUUUCCGCGAAAGACAGGCAAGAGAGACGCUUUCAAAAAGGACCCGAACAGUGAAGUUCUAGAAUUCGAAUUCAUCGGCACAAAGUACUUGAUAAGACCAGAGUUCGCUGAUCAGAUUUUGUUAUUCUCUGAUAUUUUCAAUAUUGAUGAAUAUUUGGCGGCGCACAUAUUACUAAGGUCCAAUGAGAAACAAGCAUCGAUUUACCAAAAGAGUGCAGUCGAAACGGCCAUGAUCCAUUUUCUCUCAGAACGCAGUUUUAUGCUUGCGUGUCUUGAGUUGAUUAUUCAGGAUGCGUAUGAUAAGGAAUUACCUCCGGAUCUUAGAGAUAUGUAUUCACGAUUCGUGCAAAUUUUGAUUAAGGAAUACGAAUCGAAUCUGGCUUUGUCCGGUUCUCUCGCUUUGCAUGUAUUAAAAACCAUUCAAUUAUUGAAAACACAAAUUGAUCAAUUCAACACCGAUAUGAAGACACCAAUGCAACCGAAUGGUACUCUUACUCCACUUCAACGCGUAUCUUUCGAAUCUGCAAAUGAUGCUAUUAAUGCUUUGAGUCAACAGUACAGGAUAUUAGGACGCGUGCUCUAUCAUUUUUCAUACAAUUUUCAGCUUAAUCCCGAAGAAAUAAUGAAAGUUACAGAAUUGGUGCAGAUAAUAGAUUAUCAUAAUAUAAUAAUACCUCAUCUAGUGAUGUCCUUACUGGCAUCAAUCGAUAUUGCCAAAGAGAACGCUACUAAUCAUAUAGUGUCAUUCAAAAGAUAUGAAGCUUUGAAAAAUGACCAAAAUUUUGUAAAGAAUUUUAACAAGUUGCUCGUUAAUGACGUGCAAAGGAACGGAAAUGGUUGGAAAAUCAAAGGAAUUCAUGGGAUAAUUCUCUUACAAUGGAUACUAUUUAUAUGGGAGAUACUUCCACGGAAUCCAUCGUUGAGGAAGGAAUUAAACCUUACGGAAGACCAAUUGCUUCAAUUAGCAAAUGAAGUCAUUCAAAAAGAUGUUUUUCAGUUGAUAAUAAAAUAUUUCUUGGAAUUCCAAAUCGUGGACGAUGUACUUGAUGAGGAUGAUUCUUUAUCACCGCUUCAGAGUAAGAUAUUUUCCAAAGAUCCAGCUCAAAAAAUAACUGGUUUCUCGAUUGAGGAUGAAUUUCAAGACAGUGUUAUAAAACAGCUUCAGUCACUUGUUAGAUCCUUUAUCUCGAAAAUGAGCCAAUGUUUACAACAAAUAAAACGUCGUGAAGAGGAUGCUAUUCAGGCAGCAAAACUGCCGCAGCAACCUAUAUCGUCGAAAGCUAAAGACACUGCUUCGGACUUGCGCCAUGAUUUAGCUGCCUUCUUCUUCUUAGUCGCUAUAUUGUAUAGGACACCAGAUAGCGGACUGAAAUUCUGGGAAAAUAGAUCUUUUCUAAAAUUUGGGGCAAGCGUGAGUGAAGCAAGAAUGAUUCGUGCCUAUUUGGAAAUGUUAUGCUCCCUUGCGACCGGCCCAAAAAGUAGUGAGCAGGCAGAUAAAUUUCUUUCAAUUGAGGAUCAGAAUACGGAAUGGUGCUCUUGGAAAAUGCUUGAUAAAGCAUUGGUCUUAUAUGGCUCACCGCCGGCGAUCAGAGUUUCUCCAGGAGCAUCUGGCAUGCAAAGCCAAACCGACAAUAAGAUUCGACCGGACGAAAGCUCCAUAUUAAGCGCUUUUAUUCGUGUUCUAAGUCAAGUUGUCCAAUACUCGGACACAGCACGGAAUCGAUUUCAAAAGGAGAAUAUUGUGACCAAACUAUUCACUCUAUUGAAUCGUGAAUUAAUGCCUAAAUUGAAAGCAGCAGCUAUCAAUUCAAUAGCCGCAUUUUGCAGAUCAAUCCCUGGGAAUGUUAAUAAUAUUGUAUGGGAAGUCUGGAAAUUUUUAGAGAAUAGUCAAAUUAUUCACACCAUUCCAAAGCAGACAUCACCUGGCUCUAGGCCUCCGCCUACUACGCCUGCUGGGCCAGCAGCUGGUGGUGGUGGUGGUAUGAAAAAAGAGCUCACGGAGGCCGAAUCCGUGCAUCAAACUUACCCGCAAACUUUAGCUUUCUUGAAUUUAAUAAAUACAUUAACUCAAGUUGACCAUGAGCGUGCAGGUUUGCUUUUUGGUUUCCCUGCAGCCGCUUCGAGUAUCCCCUUGGAUCUUGGCUCCUCAUACCGAACGCCUGGAAUAACACCUUAUAUAGGCUAUGUUAUUGACACUGUAUUUUUAAAAGCACCUUUGAGAAGUUAUCGAAAUCCUUUGGAGAAAUGGAAAGUUAUGGCAAAUUCCUUGGAAAUUAUUGAAAAAUGUUUGCUUUCAUUUGAGUUGACUGGAUCUUUAUUUCAUAAUGUUGGUACUCAACAAUCUGCUACGGGACAAGAUGGAUCUGGCCGAAACCAGAGUUUGGAAUCUUCUAUGAAUGUUGAUAUUGUUCGUUUCUUGAGUCUUCACCCAGGAUUUGAUAUAAUGAAGCGUCUUUUAUCAAAAUCAGGACUCAUUGAGGUUAUGUUUGACUGCAUAAAUGACGCUGGUGUUAAGUUGUCUGAGAAUAGCGAAAAAACUCCAUUUUUCAAAGAAGCAGUUUUACGUGUUUUAAGAAUUAUCGAUAUGGCAUCUCAAAAAGAAGCAAGGUUUUCGCGCAUAUUGAUUCCUUUGGUUCGUGAAAAUAUUCCUGGAAGUUUCGAGAAUGUUUUUCUAAAUCAAAGUAGAAUUGUCAUACAGAUCGCUUUACUUUUGAUAUGUGGUUAUGAUGAUAUAUGUCUAUAUGCUGUUAAAAUAUUAUCACGCCUUAGUCGAUAUAAAGCAUUCAACGAUGUAGACAGGACUGACGGCCGUGGCAUCAAUAGACUUGUAAAAAUACUUUCAUCAUCUGAUGAAUCUGAUCGAAUACUGUCAGGAUUUGUUGACCAUUUGGAAAACGGCAGGGGCGAAAACGACCUUAACACUAUAAUUGACUAUGAGGAAGAUAGUAUUAUGCAAAUAAUAGAAGGAACUCAGUUAGGUCACUUUCUAGAAGAGAAUAUUGACGUUUCUUCACAAUCGGUGAGGCUUGCCAUUGCGGAUUUGAUUUUGGAUAAUCUGAGACCAGGUAUAAGGUCACCAACAAUUGCACAUUUUCUUCUUGGAUAUGAAUUUGAAGGAGCAGGACGCAAAGCAACGAUCCAAUUUACUGAUGCAUAUGAUACAAAAAGAAGCUGCUUGGAUUUAAUUUUAAAUUUAUUUGGACAUUCGAAUAAAGAAGCAGAGUUAGAUGACGACGAAGCAAGAAUUUCUGAAUUUGCUCAAGAUAAUCCUUCUCUUGCCGCUCGAUUCUAUGAGAUAAUAUAUCGACUUUGUUCAGAUAGUAGAACUUCGGAACCUACAAUGAUACAUCUUCGAACAAUCAAUUUUUUUGCCUCUCAAUUUAAAUUAUUACCUAUUCACAUCGCAAAACCUCAAUCUUCUGAGAGAGUUGAUGAUAGCACUAUUAUCAAACUUGACAAUACAAAAAUGAAAAUCGAUUUUAAUACCGUCGCUUUUAACCUCGAACAGAAAACUUGGCUAUUUAAAAUUCUAGCUCUUGAGCUUCUGAGAUGUCAAAUAUACUCUCAAACUGCAAGACUGUUGUCUUUGAUGCUUGGAAGUGAUUCAGUACAAGAGUGGGACCAUGAACUGAGAAUGGUUGAAGAACCCGAUGACUCAAUAGUAUUGGAUGGCCAGGAUGAGAGCCAAUCGAUGGCGAAACUCUUAGAAUUACUUGACAUGCUAGAUCAUCAAUGGAUAGAUGAUGAAUGGGCUAUUGGUAAUUUUCAAAGGCGCUAUUUUGAUCGGCUAGAUAUUGAUACCUAUCCAACAAAGAAUAAACGAGGCAUUCCUAUCUAUGCUAUCCGAGAUAUUUAUACAGCUUUACGAUCGUUAGCUAACAAUUUGAGAAAACGUGGAGCUGUUGCUAAUAUGCAAGAGAUGGAGCAAGAAUUUCAUAUGAUCUUAAGAUUUUGCUAUUCACAUAAUCGUCGUACUGAAUAUGAAUCUCUAAAGCUCGAGUGUUUUAAAGGAUGGCGUGAAAUAAUGGAUGUUAUCAUUUAUAAUCACUAUGAAAUUCUAAAUUUUGACCGGCGAGAACCAAUCAUUAUUGAAAUUAUUACUGCAUUGUUGCCAAAAAUAAGAACAAAUGAGUACUUAAUCACAUCGCACAUUUUGAGUUAUGUACUCGUGUCAGCUAUGUCGAAAUUGUGUCAAGAUCGGCGAUCUCAAUCCACAUUACAAAUUGUGACCAGUGACAGCACAUUGUCAUUAAAAUCAAGAUUACCUCCUGAAAAACUUCAGGAUAUUUUCAGAUUAAUUCUUUAUGGAAUAAUUGCAGGUUAUGCAAAUACUGAAAUGCGAAUGAACUUUUAUGUUACUUUAUAUCUAUACUUGCAAUAUUGCAAUCCCGAGUUAGAUUAUCUAAUCACAUCAUCAAAUUUCCACGCUAUCGGUAAUUCAAGGGAUAUAAGCUCAAUAUCAUUACUUGGAGGUGGCGCGUCAAGGACGUGGGGUGCUUCAUCGGCACGUGCUAGUGGUUCUAACCAAAAACUUAUUGCAGCCAAUUUCGCUAUGCUUAAAGAAUUGGGCAAUCGUUUGCUUAAUUUCCUAAGAUCUGAUGCCUCAGCUGGGCAUGUUGCUGUACAAUUGUCCGCAAUAACAACUUUGAACGCCUUGUGUGAUUUAUAUAAACGUGAAAGAGAUAACUCGGUGAUUGAUUAUCUGAUAAAAGCUCAUUUUAUCUCCGAAACGCUACAGGAAUUAAAGCGUAGUGAUGAUUUUUUGAGACAUUAUUAUGGAAAAUCAGCAGCCGACCAAUCAAUAUUGCACGCGGCAUAUUUAUUUGAGUCAAGGAUAGCUUUACUGAUUCGUGUUGCUCAACGUCCCGAAUUUGCCAUUAAACUUUUGAAUUUUGGAAUUAUCGAAUAUUUGGAAAAAAUGACUUUCUUGGGCGAACGUCCAACAUACAAUAGGACUACAACAGAUUUACAGGGAAGAACUAGUUAUAUUCGUUAUCAUCAACUCUUGUUAUGGAUACUUCGCUUAGUAGGCUCUAUUCUUACAAGUGCUGGUCACAAUAACAACAUUGCAUUAAAUAAAGUCUUAAAAUUUAUAAAUAGUCAUCAAGGUGUUUUGGCAGAAAUCUUCACCGAUUAUGUUCCGCCAAUAUCUCCUGAUGAUGAUGAAAUCUGUGUGAUUUAUCUUCAAGUUCUUUGUGAAGUCGUUCCUAUAUUUUAUUAUGUAGGCAAUGGAAUUGAAGCUUUAGAUAAGGACCGUCAUGAAAAAAGACAGCCAACUUUUCAUAGUUUGUUAAGAGAAAAUAUAGCACGAUAUUUUUUCUUUGGUGAUUGGUGUUCCCAGAUGAUGGACGAUGAAGAAGAGAAAAGACUUAAAAAUAUGCACAAAUUUUUGAGACUUCUUAACAAGAACCUUCUAGCAUGGAGUUAUCGAGUCACCGGAUUUAUGAGUGCUGCAUCCGAAUUUAGACCUAUUUUUACUGCGUCACUAGAAACUGCCAACAAAAGAGAUGAGAUUCAAACCGAAAAGGAACCGGAACUUUCUGCUCUGGUGAUUUGUCUAAGAACUUUGGUGGAAGGAUUGUUUAAUUUGCUGCAAAGGUUUCUUGAUCAUUCGCAGAAGCUCGGAAACUAUAAUACAAUUUCACAAGCAGACAUUGACGAGAUCUUGGCAAAGAUCUCAGAGAACUAUGUCCAAUUACUCAACAGCACACAACGAAAAACGUUAGCCAUUCAAGAAUUACACAAAAUGCGCCUAAAAACAGCCAGACAUAUCAACACUUGUCUAAAUGAUGUUGAAAUCGCAUUACUUUUACUAUGGCAUCACCUUGAAUAUUAUUUGUCAUCUACUACAAGCUUUUCUGAAUUUACUGAGCAGCCUAUUGGCAUGUCUUCCAUGAUGGCAAUAGCUUCCGGAAGCGGUAGUGGCCCACUUGAAAGAUUACGGACGGAUGCGCAGUUACACUUGAAGCCUUCGUUUGAUAAAUUAGCUACUCUGGAUAAACAUCUGACAAAAGAAAUCAUUGACAAUUACAAGAUGAGAAACACUUAUAUAUCUAUGUUACUUCGAAAAAUAAAUGCAACACUUGGCUCACAAAAUUAA
Messenger RNA from Ambispora leptoticha, 6240 nucleotides. The record is from the annotation of a GenBank genome assembly. NCBI's taxonomy places the organism in Eukaryota, Fungi, Glomeromycota, Glomeromycetes, Archaeosporales, Ambisporaceae.